This is a messenger RNA of Solanum stenotomum, 1783 nucleotides long. RefSeq lists its product as uncharacterized. Gene Ontology annotation, molecular function: ubiquitin-like protein conjugating enzyme binding; ubiquitin protein ligase activity. Gene Ontology annotation, biological process: ubiquitin-dependent protein catabolic process. The coding region runs from base 153 to 1409 and encodes 418 amino acids. NCBI's taxonomy places the organism in Eukaryota, Viridiplantae, Streptophyta, Magnoliopsida, Solanales, Solanaceae. The record is from RefSeq and is a predicted model, not a curated record. Gene Ontology annotation, cellular component: endoplasmic reticulum. The transcript is spliced from 2 exons.
GGCCCUGCUUCUUGUCUCCGCCCCCGCUCCCGCCGUGCUGCCCAAUCUUUCUUCUCUCUCGACAACUCUCUUCAAGCAAAGCCGAUUGUACAACUCAUGCUAAAUCAGUACUUGAAAAGCCUCUAUUUCAGCAUAUACUAGUUGGGUCCUUGAUGGAAGAUAAUUUGAUCAAUGCUAUAGUAAUGGAUCUUGAUUUGAACCACGAACCUAUGGAGUCGUCAGCUUUAGGAUUAGGGUCUUUGUCCAAUACUAGGAUAGAACAAAGAAUUCUUCACCUUGAGGCUGUUGCAGCUAGGUGGCGUCAGGUUCAUAAUUCUGCUCCUGAUACAGCUCAUAAUUCUGCUAAUGAGCCUCCUAAUUCUGCUGCUAAUGAGGCUCCUAAUUCUGCUGCUGAUACGGGUCAUAAUUCUGUUCAACAUCACAAUUGUCUAGGCAAGGGAAAAGGAUGCAAAAGAGAUAGAUCCCAUUUAGUAGCAAAGGCAUUGGAGAUGGAUGUAGUGGUUAAGAAAGUUGAUAAGAAUGGUCCAAGUUUCUUUGACUGUAAUAUAUGUUUGGAUAUUGCAAAAGAACCUAUUUUGACUUGUUGUGGCCAUUUAUAUUGCUGGUCAUGCUUUUAUAACUUACCUUAUGUUGAUUCAACUACAAAAGAGUGUCCUGAGUGCAAGGGAGAGGUCACAGAUGCAAAUAUUACUCCAAUUUAUGGCAAUGCCCACAGUUACUGCUCCAAACAAGUCCACUCUGCUUUCGAAUUACCACCAAGGCCAAAAGCAAAUAGAGUCGAGAGUGUUAGACAGCAGCGUGUCACUCGGGGAUUGUCUCAUAUCCCAGUUGCAGAAGCACUUAGGCGAAUUAGGAAUAGUAUUGGAUUGGGCGAUCACCCACAGCAACUGGACACUGGUGGCGUUAGUUCAACUUCUCUGAACGGCUCUCAGGAGUUGCAAAAUACUGAGGCCACUGGCAGCCAGCGACCACGCUCCCGAGUGUUUUCGAGGGUAUUAUCAGAGGGUGCGGCUUCUCUUUCAUCGGAAUUAGAAAAUGUACAGAGGCUGUUUGAGGACAUUACAGCGUCAAUUACAGAUCGCAUUCAUGAAAGAACCAAUUUACAAGUUUCACCAAUUGGUCAUGUUGUAGCUGAUGAAGGUAAUUCUCUCAGAAGAGACGCUGCUAUCAUACAAUCAGAGCAUCAGACUCUGGAUUCAAUUGCAGAAGCAAGCUCUGUUGUAUCUCUUCCUUCCUCUUCUCAAUCAAAUGAAGUUUCUGAUGCGGCGCUUCAGUUGGAAAAUCUGACAACUGAUACUGCAAACCUGCCUGUCAUUCUAUCUCCAUAUUCCAGGAGGAGAAGUGGUUUCUCAAGGCUUUCAGAUUUAGAUAGCGAAAUUCUUCCUGAAACAAGAAGAAGAUUUAGCUGAUGCAUUUGAAUGAUCAAGGUAUAAGUUUUCUGUUAUUUUACCUAAAGAAGUAAUACAUUUCAUGUUAUCAUGUUCAUCAAACGUGAGGAAUUGUCACUCUAAUUAAAUAGCUUACGUAGACACUAUUCUCGAAUGUGGUCAAGCAAGUGGUGUUGCCCUUGUUGGAAGUGAUAAUCUAGCUCAGAGAUUUACCAUGGUGGAGAAAAUUUUUGAUGAUAAGCUUUUUGAAAAAGAUGUAGCUGCUGAGAUUGUGGCAUCUUGGGUGUACAGUAGAUAGUAGGUACUUUUCUUAGGAAGCAAUGUUAUCCCCAUUGCUUUUUUAUACAUUUUGUGACAGUUCCUGGUGGUUUAAUGACAGUUUUCGAUUACGUAAA